This is a messenger RNA of Chelonoidis abingdonii (Abingdon island giant tortoise), 1254 nucleotides long. The record is from RefSeq and is a predicted model, not a curated record. NCBI's taxonomy places the organism in Eukaryota, Metazoa, Chordata, Testudines, Testudinidae.
AUGAACCGCCGGGCCCUGAAGCUGAAGGAGGAGGAGUGCAGGCUCUGCCACCAGGCUGACUCCAACCCCGACACCUAUGGGCAGAAAUGCCAGUGGGGUAAGCUGUGUGUGCACGAGAACUGCCUGUACCACGCCAGCGGGCUGGUCCAGAGGGGGAAGGACGAGGAGGGAUUUUACGGGUUCCUGUAUCCGGACAUCAGGCAGGAAUUGAAGCGGGCAGUUCAGAAGACCUGCUGUGUGUGUGGCUGCAAAGGGGCGUCCAUCGCCUGCCAGGGCAGAAAGUGCACCAAGAACUUCCACUUCCCCUGUGGCUCCGAGAGAGGCUGCAUCUAUCAGUUCUUCGGGGAGUUUAAAUCCUUCUGCUGGAAGCAUCGGCCAGUGCAGCGAGUGAGACGGCGGCAGCAGCAGGCGGAAACCAUCUGCGUCGUCUGCUUGGAGUCCAUGCCAGGCAAACCCUCCUACAGCGCCAUGGUGUGCCCGGCUUGCAAGCACGCCUGGUUCCACCGAGGCUGCAUCCAGGGACAUGCUCUCCGUGCUGCCUUAUACCAUUUCCGAUGCCCCAGGUGCCGGGACAUGGGGACAUUCCAAAGAGAGAUGUUUCGAAUGGGCAUCAAAAUCCCUGACAGGGAUGCCGCCUGGGAGGAAGAAGGCGCGUUCAGCGACCAGUAUCACAGACACACUCGCUGUGAUGCCGGCUGCUGCCUAUACGUGGGCGGCAGAGAGCAAUCCGCAGACGACGGCCCGUGGCAGCUGCUGCUGUGCAACUCGUGUGGCUCCCAGGGGACCCACCGCCGCUGCUCCUCGCUGGAGGCCACCAGGGGCACGUGGGAGUGUGAGGACUGCAUGGAGCCCGCAGGGGCGGGUAAGGAGCCUCUGGAACGGAAGGACAUGCUGGGCCCUGGCAUCCCGCCAGCUCUCCGCCAUGGGGAGACCAGCAACCAGCCAGGCUGCGUGUGGAACCAGGGGCAGCUCCGAAAUGUCCCCAUGAGCUCUCGGAGCGUGAGCGACGCUAACAGCAGUGAGAACGGCGUUGCCCGCUCAGCCCCCGACUCCAAGCAGCACAAAGAUAAUCAGUGCCUCCCUGUUACGGGUUUUAUUCCCAUCCUCUCAUGUGCGCUGAGCUGCAAACUGAACAGAUGUGAGGAAUCCAAUUGCAUGACGCAUCUUCAUGCACCAGUGCUGGGAAGAGCUGUGGACCCCCGGGGUUUCCCUGCCGCUGCUCAUCUCUAUAACAUCCCAGCCCUGCCGGAGUAA